ACAAAGUGUAUAAGUAUCAGUGUCAGUGUAAAACCAAGUGUUAAGCUAAAACGUUGACUGCUCUGUUCUUCUACCCCAGACGCAGACUAAUCUGAUAAGCCACGCAACCUAAAUCUUAUUUUAUUGUGGUAAAAAUUGCACUCGGGUGUGUAUGUGUGCGUGCGUGAAAAAUCAAUCAAAUUGACCAUGCGUGUGAGUGAAUAAGAAGAACUGAUUGUGUGAGGUUUGCGAAAAAAAAGUGAACGCGUAGCAGCAGCGCAACGCUGCAGCAGAGCGCUACUCACACACACAUAUACGGAAAUAAAUCGCCAGAGACGCACGCAUUGAAUUCGAGCGAAAAAGCUAUAAAUUAAACAAUUAAUGUUUAAUUUCUGGCAUGAAACAUUAAGUUGAGGAGAAAAGUGCACAAUAAUGCAGCCAUUUGAUGCAGCGCGCUUGACCUGAACUUCCAGCAGUCGCAGCGCUUACGUCGACGCCGCAGAUAUGCUGCAGUAGGCAGCGCGCCGCAGCAGAGCAGCAGCAACGCAACAUUUGCCAAAGAUUAGUUACUAUAGUAAGGUGAGAAGAGCACGGAAUAGACGUGUCACAAAAUAAAAUAAAUAAAAAAAAAACAGCGCUAAGGAAAAGAGCGAAGCUUUCGCUAUAUAAUGACAUCCCGGCUCGAUCGUCUCUUCAUACUUCUCGAGUCGGGCUCCACAGUCGCCACGCGUCGUGCAGCUGCCAAACAAAUCGGCGAAGUACAAAAACUCUAUCCACAUGAGCUUCAUGCGCUUCUCAAUCGUCUGAUUGGCUAUCUGCACAGCACAUCGUGGGAUACGCGGAUUGCUGCGGCGCAGACGGUUGAGGCUAUACUCAAGCAGGUGCCACCUUGGCAGCCCGAGCUCCAGACGACGGAGGCCAUUAAUCUGAAGAAGGAGAAGAACUGCGAUGAACAAAAGCUUCCAAACGACAACAAUAGCAGCAGCAAUACGUCUUUGGCCGCCGUUGAGGAGGACAGCUGUCAAUCAAGCGGCUCACAUGUCUCGUCCUCAACAAUAGGCGGCGGACCUCAGCAAAGCGAACGGCUGCUCAGCUUUGCCGAAUUCGAUUUACAACAGAUCCUGCUGAAGGGUGCACGUCUCAUUGGCUCUGAGGGCAAUGAGUUCGAUGUGCAGGAUGAACAGCCAGCGAAUGGCGGGGGCGCCGAGGCGACAGCAGCUUCCACUGGAGCCGCAAGACUGAGUCGCCAACGCGCCCUCCUCAAUGAGAAACUUGGACUCACUGCAGCAGCCAAGCUUGGUGUCAAUCUCACCGACAUGAUCACCGACGAGGAUGUGACAAUGACGCGUGCCGGAAGCAGCUACAACGUCAACGCCGAGAAGGUGCCCGUUGAGCACAUUCUAAACAUAAAGCCAGCCAAUGGUGGUGGCCAACAGCUCAGCUGCCGUGAGAUUAAUCGCGCCAAACGCAAAGCCAGAAAGAGCGCCACUGGCGGCGCUCAGACAGCCAAUGCCACAACAGUAACACCAACAAGCAGCCGGCGCAACUCAACGGCGGGCAGCAGUAACAGCAAUGGCGGGGCAACUGGAAAUGGUGCCACUAUCGGCGAGGAGCCAGAAAAGAAAAAAAUGAAAUCAAGUGACCGACAGGAGAUCUUUUAUAAUCUAAACGAUCCCGUACCCGAUGCCACUGGCACUUGGGUGGAUGCUGUUAGCUGGCCACUGGAAAACUUUUGUGCCCGGCUCUACAUUGAUCUCUUUAAUGCCAAGUGGGAGGUGCGGCAUGGAGCUGCCACGGCACUGCGGGAGCUGAUCAACCAGCAUGGCCAGGGAGCAGGAAAGAGUAUUCAACAGACGCGUGAUCAAAUGCUCGAAUCCCACAGUCGCUGGCUGGAGGAUGCUGCCCUCCGACUAUUGUGUGUGCUGUGUUUGGAUCGUUUCGGCGAUUUUGUUUCGGAUCAAGUGGUGGCGCCGGUGCGCGAAACCUGCGCACAAGUGCUGGGCACGCUGGUCAAAGAGAUCGAUGUGGACAGAGUGCAGAGCAUUGUGGAUAUAUUGCUGCAGCUGAUUAAGCACAGCAACGAGUGGGAGGUGCGGCAUGGCGGUCUCUUGGGUCUCAAGUAUGUAUUCGUGGUGCGUGAGGAGUUGCUGCAUAUUUAUAUGCCACAGACCAUAUCAGAUAUAUUGCUGGGACUCUCCGACACUGUCGACGAUGUGGGUGCGGUGGCUGCCUCCACACUUAUUCCGGUGGCCUCCUGGUUGCCCAAACUACUGAACCCCAGCCAGGUUUCUUCGAUUGUGAAAAUGCUGUGGGAUCUGCUGCUGGAUCAGGACGAAUUGACUUCGGCCUGCAAUAGUUUUAUGGGUCUUUUGGCCGCCAUAUUGUGCUUACCAAACGCCGCCAGCUGGAUCGAAAUGGAACCAAUGGACACGUUGGUACCGCGUUUGUGGCCCUUUCUAUCACAUAGCGCCAGUUCUGUGCGCAAAUCCACUUUAACGACUCUCUACACGCUGACCAGUGGCCACAAACGUGAGUCGACGAUUGUGAAACUGGAAGAGCCCAGCAAGGCGAAUGGUAAUGGCGAUGCUAAAGAUGUUGUCGUUAAGCUUGAAACAAAGCCUCUGAAGCUAAAUUUUGGCGUCAUCGAUUGGAAAUCGCAGCUGCUCCAACAGGCUUUGCGUCACAUCUAUCAAAGGAUUCUAGUCGAACCGCAGGCCGAGAUACAGGAACUGGCGCGUCGCGUUUGGGCCAAUCUCAUCGAGUAUGCCGAUUUGGGUGCCCUGCUGCUCGCCGCCUGCCCCUUUGUUUCCUCCUGGAUAUGCCUAGCCAUGCAGCCACCGCGUCUAGCCUUCGAUGCGAAUUCUCUGAUGCGAGUUGUUCCCGCCGGAGAGACACUAACGCCAAACACUCCAUGCAUGCCUCCACGUCGUCGCACGCCGCGCAUUGGAGACGAUUUGGGUGGCGCUGCUCUAGCCCACACCAAUGCCACAUUGAAGCUGUUCUUGGGCGGCAGCGAAGCCACGCCCCUGGAGGUGCGUGAGGCUAACUUUGUGCGUGCUCGUGUAAUGGCUUCCCGCGUACUCGGUGCUCUCUCACAUUAUCUGGUACAGCCGGCUCCCGGUCUUGUCUACACGCCACAAAUGGAAAGCCCAACGGAUUGUUAUACCAAAGUGCUCCUCGUCCAUCUGAAUGCACGCUCUGCCGUACAGCGUCUGGUGUGCGGCCUAAUUAUUGCCUUCUGGGCGCUCGAAGAUGAACCUGUACGUCCGGGACCACCGAACUUGCAGGAGAAACUGCAUCAGUGUGUAAACGAGUAUUUCUACUACGAUGAGGUGGCCAUCUCGCUAACUAGAUUGUUGCAGGAGACGCAGGAUUUUGUAGCAACGUUAAAACAAAAUAAAAUACCCAUAAAUGACUUCAACAAUGCCAAGAUUCUAACGCUGGACCAAAUCGAGGCGAUCGCCUAUUCGCACAGCUCCAAUCUACAGAUCUAUCCGCUCAGGACUAAAGUGCUAGAUACGCUCCUCGAGAGACGGCGCAGUCUACAAGCUUCAUAUCAGCAGACAACUAAUGAACAAAGCUCAUAUCAUGUGAGCGCCCAGGCUGCAUUGGCUGGUGCCAUUUGUGCUCUCCACUGCUUGCCCGAGAAACUGAAUCCAGUCGUGAAGCCAUUAAUGGAGUCCAUUAAGCGCGAGGAAUGCGUUCAGCUGCAACAAUUGUCUGCCGAGUUUCUGGUGCAUUUAAUGGAUCAAGUUUGUGAUAGAAAUCCUAGUCCAAAUAGCAAGAUUCUGAACAAUUUGUGCACCCUGCUCAAGAGCGAUGCCGAAUAUACGCCCAAGAUUACACUCGCCAACCUAACACAGAAACAGACGGAGGCGGGAUCCCCAAACUGCGUCUACUAUGGCAUAUUGACACUGAGUUUGCAACAGCAGGCGAAUAAUUCGAGUCGAACGGCUGUUGCCAAUGUGGCCAGCUGCAGUACACCGACGACGCCAACCCCUCGAGGACCUGGACGACCGCCGUCAAGUGAUGUGUUGGCUGCUGCUGCUGCCGCCGCCGUGGCGAACAUGGAGAGUGCCGCAACAUUACAGAGCAAGGAAAUGGAGGCACGUUUGUGUCGAACUCAACGUCAAGGAGCUGCCAGCGCCAUUGGCAAGCUGUGUGUGUCCUUUGGACGGCAGAUUGUGGAGAAGGUGCCCAUUUUUCAACAGUUAAUGUUCGAUAAGGUCACCCAAUUCGCCAGCAACCAUACUUCGGAGCAAUUAGCCAGCAGCUUGCCGGAUCUGGCGCUCACCAACGAACUAAUGACAUCGCUGCAGUUGAUCGAGACAGCGGCGCCAUAUCUACACACCAGCUGGCAUACGCAGCUCUUUGCAUUGCUACCACAUUUGGGUGGUAUUGUGACGCAUCCGCUGAAAGCAGUGCGACACAUGGCUGCACGUUGCAUUGCCACGCUAGCCGACAUCGAUGCCUGCAAUACGAUGGACUAUGUGGUCAAUCAUUUGGUGGGACUGUUGCGGAAAAUCGAGCUCGUUAUUGAGCGUCAGGGCGCUGUGGAGGCCAUUGAGCGGGUGGUGAAUAAACUGCAAAUCAAGAUAGUGCCGUAUAUCGUGCUACUGGUGGUGCCACUGUUGGGAUCCAUGAGCGAUCCGGACGAGUCCGUGCGCCUGCUGGCCACGCAUUGCUUUGCCACACUCAUUCAGCUGAUGCCGUUAGACUCGCGGGCGGCUGGUGGUCGCCAGCAUCUGAUCAAAUCGGAGGCGUUGCAGGCGCGAAAAUCGCGGGAUAGUGAAUUCUUGGACUAUUUGUUUGCUCCCAAAACCAUACCAGACUAUCGUGUGCCCGUGCCGUUGACUGUGGAGCUGCGCAGCUAUCAGCAAGCGGGCAUUAAUUGGCUAGGAUUUCUCAACCAAUAUAAUCUGCACGGUAUACUCUGUGACGACAUGGGUCUUGGCAAAACGCUGCAGACCAUUUGUAUACUGGCCGGGGAUCACAAAAAGCGUAUGACAGAUGGAGAGACGCCACUGCCCAGUCUGGUGAUCUGUCCGCCUACGCUGACGGGCCAUUGGAUCUACGAAGUGAACAAGUUUCUGGCGCAAUCACAGAUUUUGCGACCCCUCCAUUACUUUGGCAUACCCGUCGGCCGCGAAAAGCUGCGCAGUCAUAUUGGAACGAGCUGCAAUCUGGUCGUCACCUCCUACGAUGCCAUACGCAAGGAUAUUGACUACUUUCGCAACAUACACUUCAACUAUUGUGUCCUCGACGAGGGGCACAUCAUUAAGAAUGGCAAGACGAAGAACUCGAAGGCAGUCAAACAACUGAAGGCCAAUCAUAGACUCAUCCUUUCGGGCACACCCAUACAGAAUAAUGUGCUGGAGUUGUGGUCGCUGUUUGAUUUUCUAAUGCCCGGCUUUUUGGGUACUGAAAAACAAUUUGCGCAACGCUAUUCACGUCCCAUACUCGCUUCGCGUGAUGCCAAGAGUUCGGCCAAGGAGCAGGAGGCUGGGGUACUGGCCAUGGAAGCGUUGCAUCGUCAGGUGUUGCCGUUUUUGUUGCGGCGCGUCAAAGAGGAUGUGCUGCACGAUUUGCCGCCAAAGAUAACACAGGAUUUGCUGUGCGAACUGAGUCCAUUGCAGUUAAGCCUGUACGAGGACUUUAGCAAGAAACACUUAAAAGACUGUUUGGAUAAACUCGGCGAGACAGAGAAUCUCAAUGCAAAGACGCACAUCUUCCAGGCAUUGCGUUAUCUACAGAACGUUUGCAACCAUCCCAAACUGGUGCUCAAGGAUGCCACCGAACAGAGCGGUGUGGCCGCCAAUUUGGCCAUUAGUAACACUAGCCUUGAUGAUAUCGAGCACUCCGCCAAGCUACCUGCACUCAAGCAAUUGCUUCUGGACUGCGGCAUUGGUGUGCAAACAGAGUCGGUCAGUCAGCAUCGUGCACUCAUUUUUUGCCAAUUGAAGGCCAUGCUGGACAUUGUGGAGAAGGAUUUGCUACGCAAACAUUUGCCCAGCGUUACAUAUUUACGUUUGGAUGGCAGCGUGCCGCCUUCGAUGCGUCAGGAUAUAGUCAAUAAUUUCAACAGUGAUCCCAGCAUAGAUGUUCUUCUACUAACUACUCUGGUUGGCGGCUUGGGUCUCAAUUUAACUGGCGCCGACACGGUAAUUUUUGUCGAGCACGACUGGAAUCCUAUGAAGGAUCUGCAGGCUAUGGAUCGUGCCCAUCGUAUUGGACAAAAAAAGGUCGUCAACGUCUAUCGUUUAAUUACGCGUAAUUCGCUUGAAGAGAAAAUCAUGGGCUUGCAAAAAUUCAAGAUACUCACAGCCAAUACAGUGGUGAGUGCCGAGAACGCCUCUCUGCAGACAAUGGGCACCUCCCAAAUCUUCGAUCUAUUCAAUGGCGGUGGCAACAACAAAGCGGAUAGCAGCGGCACCACCGCUUCGACUACUGGUGGUUCCGUAUCCAUGAAUACCAUAAUUGAGAGUCUGCCAGAGCUCUGGUCAGAGCAUCAGUAUGAGGAAGAAUAUGAUUUGGGAAAUUUUGUGCAGACUCUGAAAAAAUAACAAAAAAUCCUUCCUGCUUAAGACUUGGUACAGCGAUUAUUCCUGUUGCUGGACACACACAAACACAUACAUUUUCAUUAGAAAGUUCUCUGGCUAUUUCUAAAAUGCAUGCAUAUAUUUGGCAAAUGUUUUUACGAUGCACUCACAUGUUUUUGCAACAACAAACAAAUAAAAUUCUAAAUAAAAAAAGAAAAACAUUUUGAAAUAAAAAUUGUUAAUGAA
Molecule: messenger RNA, 6764 nt
Organism: Scaptodrosophila lebanonensis
Lineage: Eukaryota; Metazoa; Arthropoda; Insecta; Diptera; Drosophilidae
Gene: Hel89B
Product: TATA-binding protein-associated factor 172
Exons: 8
Coding region: 648-6542 (1964 amino acids)
Molecular function (GO): ATP-dependent chromatin remodeler activity; ATP hydrolysis activity; TBP-class protein binding
Source: RefSeq, a predicted model, not a curated record